Funneliformis caledonium is the source of this 796-nucleotide messenger RNA. Lineage: Eukaryota; Fungi; Glomeromycota; Glomeromycetes; Glomerales; Glomeraceae. The record is from the annotation of a GenBank genome assembly.
CGGACCCCCACAACCAUCAUGGAAUUUAAAACUUUAUUUAUCAAUAGAAUUACUUCGAUCACUUUUUUGUUCGUAUUCUGGAACAAUUGAAGAGUUACAACAGAGUAAUAGAAAUGAGGACAUCCCCUCUCAUGUUAAAAUUGAUAAAGUAAUUAUUUCACAUGAAUAUAGAAUUAAUGCUCAGGCAUACAUUGAAAGACUUGUAAAACCUUACGAAGUUGCUAUUGAUCCGAUUUGGAAAUCUCCCAGAAAUAAUGGAAUAAAUGGUGAAUUAAUUAUGAAUAAAGAUUGGAAUUUUAAUAAUGAAGAAGGUAGUUGGGAAAAAGAAAAAAUUGUCAUAUUCUUACAUGGUGGAGGUUACUGUUGUGGAAAUAUUGAUUCUAGUCGUGAAAUCCUUUGCGAGAUAUCGAAAAUAUCUGGCGCUCAGCGAUAUCGUGAUGAAGCAAUUUACCUUUCUUAUCGAGCUUCUAAUCCAGAAAAAUAUCGUUUACCAGCUUACGAAACUGACUUUGAUAAUUCGCAUUUUAAAUCUCAAACCGAAGUUACACUUGAAGUAUUUGAUGAAAUGUUUCACGCAUUUCAGGCUUUUAAAUAUUGUGAACCAGCGAAAGUGUCAAUUAACAGAACUUGUAACUUUAUUUCCCGUGUAACACGAGAAGCAAUUUUAGCCAAUCCUCUUCCACUUAGGUUCAGUGUUUUAAGAAUAAGUUAUGAUGGGGAAGUCCGGCCUUUAAAUGAAUCAAGCAUUAAUCAUAUCUUGAGAUGGGAUCAAGUUGGAGUAUAUCCAGGUGUUUAA